Menidia menidia (Atlantic silverside) is the source of this 1949-nucleotide messenger RNA. Lineage: Eukaryota; Metazoa; Chordata; Actinopteri; Atheriniformes; Atherinopsidae. The record is from the annotation of a GenBank genome assembly.
GGGGGUUGAGGGCAACACGGGCGGCCGUGAUUGGAUGAGUGUCCGCCGGCCCGCGGAGGCUGCACCUCCCCGGCACUCCCUCCGCUGCGUGCCGCGCUCACAGCCGCCCGUGCUGCCCUCAGUACCGCCUGGGAAACGCUGCCGAGUCCGCAGCGACGACUUGGGCACCGAAGACAGCCACAGAAACGGGGUCUUACCCUGGGAGUGAUGCGAAGACGUGGGGCUCGGCUCCGGAACUUUUUCGCGGGCUGUUCUCUGUGUGUCCUGAGCCAGGGCUGUCGGAGGCUCCGGCUAACUCUUCCCCCGCUGUUUUUCCCUCAUCCAAUGUGAGCAGGGAGAGGAGAGAAGUGCGACCCCGAGCUGGAUGGAUGGUUAUGGGGACAAGAGGGAGACCCUCGGCGCUUGAAGUUAUCCGAGUCCUCGCCGUGUUUUUGUCACUCUUCCCCUCCGCGAGUCUGCAGUGCAAGAUCCUCAAGUGCAACGCGGAGUUUUGGGCCUCCACCUCGAGCCCUGGACCGGAGGAGGAGUACUGCGCGGCGGUGCGGGCGUACACCAGCUGCGUGCGCCGGACGGCCCGCACCUGCAGGGGUGACCUGACCUACCACUCGGCCCAGCAUGGCAUCGAGGACCUGAUGAACCAGCACAACUGCUCCAAAGAGGGCCCCACGUCCCAGCCGCGGCCCCGGACCCCGCUCCCCCCGCCGCCCCCGGUGCUGACCGACAGCCAGGAGCGCUCGGACGGGCCCGAGGUGUGCCACUACGAGCGCAGCCUCCCGCGCCACACGGCGCCGCCCAACUACACCCACUGCGGCUUCUUCGGGGACCCGCACCUGCGGACCUUCGGCGACGACUUCCAGACGUGCAAGGUGGAGGGGGCCUGGCCGCUCAUCCACAACAAGUACCUGUCCGUGCAGGUGACCAACUCGCCCGUGGUGCCGGGCUCUUUGGCCACCGCCACCAGCAAGACACCAGAGGCCCCUGGCUGUCCUCCUGGUGCUGCUCUGACAAUGGCUCAUUGGUGUCCCGUGAAACCGAGCUCGGAGAGUCCUGACCAGUCUCCCUUAAUUAGCCCCAGAGUGGACGGCCGUGUCCUGGCCUGCCGCCACCCCCCGGAGCAGAGUCCUGCCGGGUUCACAGGCAGGUUUUUCAGCGCUAUGAAUGGAUCGAGGGCAGAGGGGCACACGUCAGACGCCUCCCCGUUUCAGGCGGUGUGUUUCCAGAUGACGCCUAACCGCUGUGUUCUGUCUGUCCUUCCACAGCUGACAAUCAUCUUUAAGAACUUCCAGGAGUGCGUGGACCAGAAGAUGUACCACGCCGAGACGGACGAGCUGCCGGCGGCCUUCGCCGACGGCUCCAAGAACGGCGGCGAGCGCUACGGCGCCAACGCGCUGCGGGUGGUGGAGAAGGUCCCCGGGCAGCACGUGGAGAUCCAGGCCAAGUACAUCGGCACCACCAUCGUGGUGCGGCAGGUGGGCCGCUACCUGACCUUCGCCGUGCGGAUGCCGGAGGAGGUGGUGAACUCGGUGGAGGAGGGAGACGACCAGGACCUGUACCUGUGUCUGCACGGCUGCCCCGCCAACCAGCGCAUCGACUUCCGGAACGUGCGGGGCGGCGCGGCCGAGGCCCACGGCGCCGGCCGGCCCCGGGGCGGCGCCGCGGCGGCGCACGCCUUCACCUACCAGUCGGCCAAGGCCAAGUGCAAGGAGCGGCUGCCCGUGGAGGACCUGUACUUCCAGUCCUGCGUCUUCGACCUGCUCUCCUCCGGGGACAUAAACUUCACCAUGGCGGCCUACUACGCCUUCGAGGACGUAAAGAUGCUGCACUCCAACAGCAAGAGAUACCACCUGUUUGAGAGCGACGCCCUGAGCAGCGGCGCCCGGCGGGGCGGGGGCCUGCUGGCCGCCGCGCUGGCGGCCUCCCUGUGGAUGGGGCGCUGCGCGGCGCUGUAG